Messenger RNA from Antrostomus carolinensis (chuck-will's-widow), 2010 nucleotides. RefSeq names its product SEC31 homolog B, COPII component (gene SEC31B). The record is from RefSeq and is a predicted model, not a curated record. Gene Ontology annotation, molecular function: protein binding; structural molecule activity. Gene Ontology annotation, cellular component: COPII vesicle coat; endoplasmic reticulum exit site. Lineage: Eukaryota; Metazoa; Chordata; Aves; Caprimulgiformes; Caprimulgidae. Gene Ontology annotation, biological process: COPII-coated vesicle cargo loading; endoplasmic reticulum organization; endoplasmic reticulum to Golgi vesicle-mediated transport. The annotation marks the transcript as partial. The transcript has 15 exons.
GAGACUAGAAAAUGAAGCUAAAGGAAAUUGAGCGAACAGCUGUCCAGGCAUGGAGUCCAGCAAACAACCACCCCAUUUAUCUAGCAACAGGAACAUCUGCCCAACAACUGGAUGCAUCCUUCAGUACAAAUGCCACCUUGGAAAUAUUCGAGGUUGACUUCAGGGAUCCCUCCCUGGACAUGAAGCAGAAAGGAACACUUCCUGCCUCAAACAGGUUUCAUAAGCUGAUCUGGGGUAACUUUGGAAAUGGGACCCCAGAGUCCUCCGGGGUGAUUGUUGGUGGAGGGGAUAAUGGUGUACUGACGAUGUACAGUGUGCACCACAUCUUGGCUUCAAAGAGCGAGCCUGUAAUUGGGCAGACAGAGAAGCAUUCAGGUCCUGUUCGAGCUCUUGACUUCAACCCUUUCCAGAGUAACCUCUUGGCUUCUGGAGCCAAUGAUUCUGAAAUUUUCAUCUGGGACUUGAAUAAUUUCAGUGUGCCCAUGACUCCAGGGGCUAAAUCACAGCCUCAUGAAGACAUCAGUGUGGUGUCCUGGAAUCGGCAGGUGCAGCAUAUCCUGUCCUCUGCCCACCCCAGCGGUAAGGCUGUGGUUUGGGACCUCAGGAAGAAUGAGCCUAUCAUCAAAGUCAGUGACCACAGCAACAGAAUGCAUUGCUCAGGAAUGGCCUGGCAUCCAGAAGUUGCAACCCAGCUAGUCCUUUCCUCUGAGGAUGACCGCUUGCCAGUGAUCCAAAUAUGGGACUUACGUUUUGCUACCUCUCCUUUGAGCCAGCUGGAAGGGCACACGAGGGGAGUUCUCUCUGUCUCUUGGUGCCAGGCUGACCCCGAGCUGCUGUUGAGUAGUGCCAAAGACAGUCGGAUCUUGUGCUGGAACCCAAGUGUGGGAGAGGUAGUUUAUGAGUUGCCCAUUCGGAGUCAGUGGUGCUUUGAUGUCCAGUGGUGUCCUAGAAAUCCUUCAGUCUUCUCUGCUGCCACUUUUGAUGGGUGGAUCAACGUUUAUUCUGUUAUGGGUGGGAACCUAGAAGCUCAGCAGAAGACACAGGCUGACAAGAUCUCUUCCUCCUUCAACAACCUGGAUCCCUUUGGCACAGGACAGAUCCUUCCUCCUCUGCAGGUGCCAGAGCAAGUAGCUCAGACCACCUUGAUUCCACCAUUAAAAAAGCCACCCAAGUGGAUUCGCAGACCUGUAGGGGUUUCAUUUGCAUUUGGAGGAAAACUUAUUUCCUUUGGUCUUACCAAAGCUCCUGGACAGCAAGUACAGCAGAAUUACCCACACCAGGUAUUCAUCAGUCAAGUCACUACUGAAACUGAAUUCCUGCUCCGAUCCAGAGAACUGCAGAUGGCCUUGCAGUCAGGGAACCUCCUUGAUUACUGCCAGGGCAAGAUCCAGACAGCCAAGUUGCCAUUUGAUGAGAGCCUUUGGAACUUCUUGAAGGUGAAUCUGGAGCAGGAAUCCAGGACUAAACUCCUCAAGCUGCUGGGCUACAGUAAGGAGGAUCUGCAAAAAAAGAUCACCUCAUGUUUGAGUAAUGGGAUCCCAGAUAAACAGCCCCUUCCUGAGGCAGAUGAGACAAAUGUCGCACAACCGGAUCAGCUUUUGAUAAAUUCCAGUGAUGAUGUAGCUGCUGUUUCCUCCUCUUCAGCCUUUUUUGACAACCUCAUCCCACAGAAUAUGAGCACAUUGGAGAUUCCUGUCACAGAAGAUAUGGAUGGACUCAUCAGCCAAGCCCUUUUGUUGGGGAAUUUUGAGGGCGCAGUGGAGCUGUGCAUGCGGGCAGAGCGCUUUGCUGAUGCCAUCAUCUUAGCUAUAGCUGGUGGGGAGAACCUCCUGAAGGAGACCCAGAAGCGCUAUUUUGCCAAGUGUAAGACAAAACUCUCCCUGCUGCUUUCCUCCAUUGUGCAGCAGAACUGGCAAGAUAUUGUUUGCACAUGUGAUCUACAGAGCUGGAAGGAGGCGCUGGCCAUCUUGUUAACAUACUCAAAGCAUGAGGACUAUACCCAGCUCUGUG